AAAAACGUCGGCACUUAUUUGUAUAGCAUACAUUGCGGCAUGCAGCAUUUGCGGCUACAUGGCAGCUGCGGAAGAGGCAGCAACAAUGGCGCCAGAGCACAGCGCGACGUCAGGCAGCAGCAGCCCAAGUGAGGAAUUACAGCUUCAUAUAAAUCAAAAUUUAAUUAUGUCGCCAGCGCUCGGCUCGAGCUUUGCCGCCGCAUCGGCGGCUGCACUGACAGCUCCACAGCCCUCCAUCGCCUCCUCGUUAGCCACCUCAUCCUCAUCCUCGUCGGGCAGCAGCAUAACAAGCUUUGACUCCAACAACUUGAUCGAUGACAAGCGCCUGCCACAGCCGCCACACCAGCAGCAACAGCAUCUCGAACAGCUCCAGGUGCAGCACCAGCAGCAGCAACACUCACGUAUUCAGGCCAAAGAUACGGCUGGCCCAUAUCCAAUACCUGUGCACAGGCCCGAGCCCGUCGAGAAUCAUCUGGAGGCGACGCACGGCAUCGAUGGUGCGGAUAAUGUGUUCGGCACGCCCAUGUACUUCGGCACCGAGAACUCAACGGUGGUGACUACACAGAUUGGCGCCACCGCCCACGUACCCUGCACCGUGCACCACAUUGGCGAGGGUGUGGUAUCCUGGAUACGCAAAAAGGAUUAUCAUCUGCUUACGGUCGGCCUAACAACCUACAGCAGCGAUGAGCGCUUCAGUGCCACGCACUUGAAACAUUCCGAGGAUUGGACAUUGCAAAUCAAAUUUGUGCAGCUACGUGACGCCGGCGUGUACGAGUGUCAAGUGUCCACACAUCCGCCCACAUCCAUAUUUCUACACUUGAGCGUAGUCGAAGCGCGCGCCGAAAUAUCAGGACCGCCCAUACGUUAUCUGACGCCGGGCUCAAGGCUUCGCCUGCAAUGCCGCGUUGUACAGAAUACAGAGGCAUCCGAGUAUAUAUUCUGGUAUCACGACAACCGCAUGAUUAAUUAUGACAUUGAUCGGGGCAUUAAUGUGUCAACUGAGCCAGACUUUCAAUCAUCGGAGCUUACAAUUCAGCGCACACGUCGCGAGCAUUCGGGCAAUUUUACCUGUGUGGCCAGCAACACGCAGCCAGCCAGCGUUUUGGUACACAUUUUCAAAGGCGAUAAUCCUGCGGCCAUGUAUCACGGACAUGUGGGUGGCUCAACUAAAACGACGCAACGCCAGCUGCACAAUUUUAUGGUAAUGAUUGCCAUCGGCUAUCGGAUAUUCCACACAAGUGUCUAUAUGAGAAUUGUCUAGAGGGGCUGCUGACAACUGACAACUGCCCGCAACAUUUGUAACUAAUUCAUCAAAGCAGUAGCAGCUAUAAUUAAGUAAAGCCCAUUAAAUUCUUCAAGCAGACAACAUUUAAACAGCUCUUAGCUAAGCUCGUAAAUUAAACAAAUUUCAAAUACAACUAAAAUCUCAAUCUAUUUAAGCGUUGCAUGUGUAUGUGUGUGUAAUUACUUUUAUAUAUGUAUGCAUGUGUGUGCGCGCGUAUGAAUUGAUAAAUGCAUGUGUAAAAUACAGUCGUGUUAAUUGAGCCUUUCAUUUGCUAGCUUCCAUGUUUCUGAAGGCAUCUGAAUUGAGCGCUUUUCACUUUCAAGAAGCAAAGAAUAAACAAUUUAUGAAGCUCACAUAAAAUCAAAUAAAAUAUAAACAUUUGCAUUUAUUACUGCAAAAUGUAUUUGAAAACAAACCCAAAAGCUGUCAGAGCUUUUAUGUAAGUGAUUUUAAGUCAACUUAAGCAUAAAAUUGGCAUUAAACACUAGCAGUAAUAUUGACGAAAGGUAAAUUAAAUAAUAAUAAAUCAAAUAUAUAUUAAAAUUCAACUAACUAAACUACGUUUAAUUUAAAUGUACAUACCGUAAAUAUUUAAAUUUAAUUUAGGCCAAUGUUCCACUCAAAACGUUGAUUCAUUAGUUUCAUAAAUGCUGUAAAUAUAUUUUUUGUUAUACUUUCGUAUAAGUCAAGUAAAUCUUUAAGCAUAAGUUAUUUGCAAAUAUGCAAACAAAAAACCAAAACGAACAGAAAAGAAGGAAAGGGUGAAGAAAAUUUCAAUGUUGGUUACAGACUAAAGCAAACAAACUGUUGAUGUGUAGCCACAAACAACAACUAAAAACAAGACUUUUGGCCAUGUGUAAAAGUUGGUAAUCAAAAAAACAAAAAAA
Molecule: messenger RNA, 2172 nt
Organism: Drosophila novamexicana
Lineage: Eukaryota; Metazoa; Arthropoda; Insecta; Diptera; Drosophilidae
Gene: dpr13
Exons: 7
Coding region: 59-1261 (400 amino acids)
Biological process (GO): synapse organization
Cellular component (GO): neuron projection membrane
Source: RefSeq, a predicted model, not a curated record